GCACGGAAUCAGAUAAGCCCAUAUUACAAAAUCCAGCAAACCCGAGGUUUCGUUUCUUCUCUUCUCUAUUCCACUUCCCGCCGGCGGUUCAAGGACAGACGAGCAGAGCGGCGUCGGGCUUUUCUUUCCGUCCCGGCGGUUAGUGAAGUUUAACUACUCGUUGGGAGAUUUUUGUGGUCAUUUGAUGAUUGGUUUUUAGUUCUAUGAUUGCAUGUUGGUCUAUAUGUGCGCUCGAGUGGAAAAAGUCGAUCCUUUAUUGGAGGUCAUAAGAUGUUUGAAGAACUCAGAACUUCCAUCUGCUGCACAUUUGGUUUUUAUGUUUAUAUGGGUUUUGUUCAAGGUUCCAAGAAAAUAAUGCAUGUUUGAAGUCUCUUUUAACAAGAACAAGACCGAUUAUGGAUGACAAACAAAUACCCAGUUUUAGGUCCCUGACCUCCAUCAUCUUCAGUUGCUCACUGGUUUUUUCUUCUAGAAAUGCUAAAUCUUUUGGGUGGGGGAUAAAAACUGCAAGUAGCAAAAUUUUCCAGCGUAUAUGAUUGUUGCUGUUGGGUCGACCAUUAGCUUCUCUAACAAAUUUGUCCAGCAUUUUGAACCUACUGGACCUUAAUGGUAAGUAGACUUGCUGAGGUCCUGAGGAUUGGCAAUUGCCCUGCAUUUUUUAAUUUACUGGACCUUAGUUGUAAGUAGACUUGUUGAAACUAAUUUGUUAGAGAAGUUCUCGAGUAACGCUGAUGAGUUAUGAUAUACUUUGGUGGAAGUUCUCGUACAUAGUCCUCUGAAGACCAUGGCGUUUGGUUUUCAUUUUGGGAUGAUAAUGGUGUCUAUUUUGUGGAAUUUUAUAGCAAUUAUCACUCAUAUGAUGUGUCUGCGAAUUCAGUAAGUGUGCUGAUUGAAAAUUUUCUUACAUGAUUUAGUGUCUCUGUACCCCCCCUAAGUCUGUCCUUAGAAAUGUGAUGUAUUCACUUAGGUUGCUGAGAUUUACUGUUCGUAUCUAUCAAUACCAGGAGAUUUCAAAUGUCUUCAUUCUGAGUGAAGAGCACCCGGUAGGCUUAUUCACAUCAUAACUGUGCAGAGAUUGAUCCAGGUCUCAUAUUUUUGCCUUCUUCCUUUAUCCUUCUUCCCCUUUACGAUACAUAAAGUAUGAGGGCUUGUAGUCGUAGGCUAGCUGCUUUAGAGUGUAAUGAGAAGAAGUUUGAGCAAUGAAGAGCGAUUGUCUACUUUAGUUUCACUAGACUUCUUCUGCCACCCACCUAGUUUUGUAGAUGUAAUGAUUUCCUGAUGAUGGUUUUGUUUUUGUUGUUUAUUUGCCUCUUCUCUUCACUAUGUGUUUAUUUUACCUGGUGUUCGUUUAUGAAGGGUAAGGAAAUAUCAAAAUGGCCAAUAGUAAAUAUGAGUACGUGAAGUCAUUUGAAGUUGAAGAUGAAAUUGCCCUUCCCAAUGUCAUUGUUGUUCAACUUCAUGGUCGUGAAUUUGUAAGAUUCUGCAAAGCUCACGAGCUAAGAAAGCCUUAUGAUGAAGAGGCCUUGGAGUUGAUGAACUCAUGUGCCGAAUUCGUGCAGAGAAAAUAUCCAGAUAUACUCUUUUCUUAUGGAUUCAAUGAUGAAUACAGUUUUGUCUUCAAGAAGAAAACCAAGUUCUAUGAGAGGCGAGCUAGCAAAAUUUUAUCCCUGGUUACAUCAUGUUUCACUUCAGUAUUCGUCGACAAGUGGAAAGAAUUUUUCUCAGAAAGAGAACUGAAAUAUCCUCCUUCAUUUAGUGGACGAGUUAUUGUUUGUGCAACUGUUGAUGUUCUUCAACAUUAUCUUGCAUGGAGACAACAUGAAUGUUAUAUAACAAAUCAGUAUCGUGCUUGUUUUUGGGCGUUGGUUAAUCAAGGGAGAACUGAAAAGGAAGCCGAAGAGAUUUUGAAAGAUACUAAAAAGCAAGACCAAAAUGAGAUGCUUCAUCAACAAUUCAAUAUCAAUUACAAUAAUCUCCCAAAAAUAUUCCGCUGGGGUUCUUGUGUCCUACUCAUGGAGGUGGAAGCUAUUGUAAAGUACGAUAAGGAUGGAUGUCCUAUUACAAGAUUGAAAAAGCAAAUAUCAACAGUCCAUUCUCAAGAUAUAGCUAGAAGAACCUUUUGGAAUCAGAAACCAAGUCUUGUAAAAGAACUGGGUUCUUUUGUGGAAGAUAUCAGAAGAAUCGACAAAGACUAUGUCAAGUAUUUCCAGUCCAAAAACAAGUUGAUGCCAUAUACUUGGGGAGUCAUAAGAAUCGAUGGAUGCCAUUUCCACAAAUUUGCUGAUGUCCAUAAGUUCGAGAAGCCAAAUGAUGAACAAGCUUUGAAGUUAAUGAAUGAAUGUGCAGUUGGUGUUCUGCAUGAGUUCCGAGAAGUUAUAUUCUCAUAUGGUGUUAGUGACGAGUACAGCUUUAUAUUAAAGAGAAGCAGUCACCUUCAGAGAACCCAUCCUAGCGAUAUUGUGUCUUCUGUAGUAUCAUUCUUUACAUCCAUGUACAUGAUGAAAUGGAAGGCCUUCUUUCCAUUGACAGAUCUAGUUUGUCAGCCCUCAUUUGAUGGAAGGGUUGUCUGCUAUUCAUCAACAGAUAUCCUGCGAGAUUAUUUGUCAUGGAGGCAAGUAGAUUGCCACAUAAACAACCAGUAUAAUACUUGUUUCUGGAUGCUGGUUAAGUCUGGAAAAAGUAGAAGUGAGGCGCAGCAGAUAUUAAAGGGUACUCAAUCACAGGAGAAAAUGGAACUGCUUGCUAAUAACUUUGGUAUUGACUACAAUACUAUAGGGCAAAUGUUACGCCUUGGUUCCUCAGCUUUCUGGGAAGAGGAGAAUGGCUGCAGCAAGGUUGUCGUACAACACUGCAACAUAAUUGAUGAUAGUUUUUGGGAGGCACAUCCUUACAUUCUUGCUUAGCUCUUCCAAUAAUUCUGAAAUUCAGUUCAGUCUAAGGUAUGCGCUUAGGUUCAUUAUCUAAGCAUGAAACAUAUUCCUGCUAUGUUAUAGAGAAAAAUCUUCCAAUUCUGUUCUUAAAAUUAUGAUAAUGGCUGCAUAUUGAAAAUGUUUCGUUUUGUUCCUGUCUUGACGCUGGCCUUAGAAGUUCGCUUAUGAACUCACAAUGGCGAGCCAAUUGCUUCUGAAAGGUGCAAUCAAGUGCAAUAUGUUGAUUGCAGGCUGCCAACUAGAGGUCAAUGGUGCAUGAAGAUAUUUUUAUGGAGAUCACUAUCUCAAGUUGUCAUGCAUGAGCUAAUACGCUAGCCUCUCUUUAGGAGUGAAGGUGCUCAAGUGUAUUGGCUGAUAAUUAUGCCAU
This is a messenger RNA of Linum trigynum, 3297 nucleotides long. The record is from the annotation of a GenBank genome assembly. NCBI's taxonomy places the organism in Eukaryota, Viridiplantae, Streptophyta, Magnoliopsida, Malpighiales, Linaceae.